GCUCCGCCCCCCAGACUACACGAGGAGCUGCUGCUGCUACUGCAGCAUAAAUGAACCCUGCCCCAGACGCCACUCUGCGGUGCGUUGUGUGUGAUGUAGAGAGGAGCCAGCUUAAAUAAAGGAGAGGUGCGCCCAUUUGAUUGAUUUCAGAACAAAAGGAUGAUCCAGAACCCAGGUAACAAGAUCUAUCAUGAUCAUGAGACCAAUGCAGAAGAAGUAUAUAAAAAAUAUUUAUCUAAUGAAGCUGAUCAAUCAACUUUCAAAGAGAUCACUUUAUACCCUAUGGAAAAAUUACAUUCAUUAUCAGAUAUAAUCAGAGGAAACUCCGUGAUUGACGUCAGCCUCGGUCCGAACAUUUCUGUUCUGUUAGCAAUUUCGGAUCUCUUUAAGGAUAUCACAGUCCUAAAGAACAGCAAGCCCUCACUCAGAGCAGUGGAGAAAUGGAUGAAGAACCAUCCAGGGGCUCUUGAUUUUUCUCAUGCGUCCAGUAAAGCUUCUGAUCUGAGAGACAACAGUGCUGGCGCGCUGGAGAUAGAGGCGCAGCUGAGAUCAGCAAUCAAACAAGUCCUACCAUGUGACUUUACCAAAGAAAACAUCACCGCCCCGGUGGUCCUGGAGAAAGCAGAUUGUGUUGUCUGUACUUGGAUGCUUGGUACAGUUAGUACAGACCAAAUGUCUUACAUGAAUAACAUGAAGAAACUCGCCGCAAUGCUGAAACCAGGAGGGAGACUAGUUGUGUUUGGAGGAAUCAAUGCUGGUUACUUUUGUGCUGCGGAGAAGAAGUAUCAUACAUUAUGGUAUGAUGAAAACACUGUCAGGAAGGCUCUUGGAGAUGCCGGGUGCCAUGUUCAAAGUAUUGAUGUAAAGGAGAGUAUAAUUCCUGAUCAUACCCUUGACAAUACACACGCAUUUUGUGCACUGGCUGUUAAAGGGGAUGCUUAGCAAAUUAAUUAAUUAACAUUAAUUAAGAUGCAUGAUGAACAUCCACAAACAAGCUAGCUUUGCUUUAUGCUUGUGAAAUUAGGCUUAAUGCCCAAUAAAUGUAUAAUCAUACUUAGCUACUGUCUCGCACUGUAACCCUAUUCACUAA
Pseudophryne corroboree (corroboree frog) is the source of this 1090-nucleotide messenger RNA. Its product is annotated as nicotinamide N-methyltransferase-like. The transcript is spliced from 5 exons. The record is from RefSeq and is a predicted model, not a curated record. Gene Ontology annotation, cellular component: cytosol. The coding region runs from base 160 to 942 and encodes 260 amino acids. Lineage: Eukaryota; Metazoa; Chordata; Amphibia; Anura; Myobatrachidae. Gene Ontology annotation, molecular function: N-methyltransferase activity.